This is a messenger RNA of Teleopsis dalmanni, 3579 nucleotides long. RefSeq names its product rabankyrin-5. The transcript has 6 exons. The coding region runs from base 133 to 3549 and encodes 1138 amino acids. Gene Ontology annotation, molecular function: metal ion binding; protein binding. The record is from RefSeq and is a predicted model, not a curated record. Gene Ontology annotation, biological process: regulation of cell cycle process. Gene Ontology annotation, cellular component: cytoplasm. Lineage: Eukaryota; Metazoa; Arthropoda; Insecta; Diptera; Diopsidae.
UAUAUUAAGCAGAAGUAGUUAAUUGCUUAGAUAGAGUGUAUAUCUGAGUAAAAGGAAAAAGUUUUGCUUUAAUUUCAAAUACUCUGUGCGUAUAUUAGGAGUUCCAGCUUUUAUUUGCAUUAGUUCAAUGAGAUGGGUUCUACUGAUAACGCUGUCACCAAUAAACUUGAAACUCAUAUUAAAUUGCUGAAAACAGAAUUUGCCAAAUUACAAAAUGAGCACUCUGAUUUACAACGAAAAUAUUCUCAAGUAAUUGCCGAAUCACCUAAAACAGAUUCCAUUAAGGAGGUUUCUAGUUUUGUAUCCAGACUAACAUUACUUGUUGCUUCCAUAUAUGGACGCUCGACUUAUUCAGAUUUAACUGUACGAAUAGGCGAAGAAACUAUUCCUGCGCAUAAAUUUGUUUUUCACGCAAGAUCUGAAGCAUGGAAUGAAGAUAUAUUAGCAUAUACAAGUGAAUUGGAUUGGAGUGAUAUAGAACACGAUGUUUGUAUAGCACUUCUGCGAUGGAUAUAUACAGACGUAGUCACUUUACAAGAUGAGAAUGUUACUUUAGGAUUAAUUCGCUCAGCACAUCGUUUUAAACUUCUCGGUCUUUUUAAUAAAUGUGAAAGUGAGUUGAUAUCCACUGUAUCUGUGAAAUCAUGUGUACGAUUUUAUUGUAUUGCUGAAGAAGUUGGAGCCUUAAAUUUACUCGAUUGCUGCUCAAGCUUAAUAUCAUCUCAAUGGGAUGAACUUACUGCAAAAGACUUCGAAUAUAUGGCUGGGCCUGUGCUUCAUAAGCUACUUAAAAAUAAUACAAAACAUCCUUUACAUGCUGCUAUUCGAUUAUCACGAGAGGAUGCAGUAAAACUGUACAUGGCAGAAAAAGAGGUAGCGAAUGUUAUUAAUAGUUUAUCUGAACAUGGACGGUUGCCACUGCAAUUGGCUUUGGAAGCAAAUGACGCUGCUAUAGCGGAACUACUUGUACAAAGCGAAGAAAUAAACAUCAAUGCUUACGAUUCCACAGGACUUACUAUUUUAAUCGAUGCCAUUCAAAAAUGUAACUUUUUUGCAGCUAAAUAUUUAUUGGAUCAUAAUUGCCAGUUGGAUUUAGCUUCGCAAGUAACUUGUGAUACAGCUCUUCACGCUAUUAGCCAAUUUAGUCAAAGUGAAACAGAUUUAGAAACCUAUAAUAAUCUAAUAGACUUGACGAAAGCAAUACUAACAAAGAAACCAAAUGUAAACAUACAAAAUCUUAAAGGUCAAACUCCGCUACAUGUUGCUAUUGAUAACGAAAAUUUUGGCAUAGCAGAUCUUCUAUUAUCAUAUCCAGGAAUUGAUAUAAAUAUUCGUACAAACAGUGAUGAAAGUGCAUUAGAAUUAAGUUUACAUAAACAGGAAGUGCAUCAAAAUUCUAAAUACUUUGAAAUUGCUACUCGACUUAUAAAUAUGGGAGCAUGUACUAAUGCAGUAAAAUCAGUAACGCAUAAUAGUUUACUUCAAGAGUUGAUCGCAAAUCGAUUAGAAAAAUCAGCAAUAUAUUUAGUAGAUUAUGCUGAUAUUAAUCAUAUUAAUAAACGUGGCUUCACCGCACUUCAUGAUGCCACUUUUCAAAAUUUUCCAGAACUUGUUGGGAAACUACUCACGAAGGGUGCUAAUCCUAAUUUUCAGUCAAGUUUAUCUGACUUAAAAUCAGCUUUACAUUUAGCUGUUGAAAUGAAUGCCCCAGAUGUGAUUGCAGAAUUCGUCAAUUUUUCUAAAGAUGGCGUCAAUUUAAAAUCCGAAAAACCAAACUUCAAUUGUUUGGAUGUAAAUGGUGAAACACCAUUGUGUUUUGCAAUAACUUUAAAACGCUCAACGCUUCUUCCUUUACUAAUAACUGGAGGUGCAGAUGUUAAUUUACGAAAUGGAAAAAAUUUAACUAUGCUGCAUGAAUCAAUCCUUAAAAGUGAUUCAAAUACAGCAAUAUUCCUACUACAUCAUGGAGCAGAUAUGAAUGCAUUAACUAGUAAUCAAGAGUCUCCUCUUCAUUUAGCGAUACUUCAUCAAAUGCCUCAGGUUGUAGAUGUGUUAUGCUCUCAGGGAGUGUCUUUGAGUGCUGUAGACAACAUGGGAGAUCCCCCAUUAUGGAUUGCAUUACAAAAUGAAUUUGAGGAUGUUGCACAAGUGCUUGUAAAACAUGGAGUGGAUAUUGAUUGCUGGGGUCCAGGUCCAGAUGGUUGUCAGCAAACAUUAUUGCACAGAGCUAUUGACGAAAAUAAAGAAACCGCUGCAAUAUUUUUAAUUCGUAAUCAAUGUGACUUAGAUUCUCCGCGGCAGCUUGGUGAAAAUGGAAGUGGGGAAGAUGAAAUUAAAAAUAAAGACUCGCCACUUCAUUUAUGUUGUCAAUGGGGCCUUAUUAAAGUUUUACGAGCAUUGAUAGAUCAUGGCGCAAAUGUUAACUCUUUUGAUUCAGAUAAUAAAACACCAUUGCAUACUGCUAUAGAAAAUCAACAAGAGGAAAUAAUCUCUAUUAUAUUGUGUCAUCCUAACGUCGAUUUAAAAAUUCGAGACAAAAAUGGCAAUACUCCGUUUGCAACAGCACUAUUGUCUCGGAAUCACAAAGCAGCACAACGUAUACUCGAUCGAAUGCCAAAUGCAGCUGAACAAAUAGAUCAACGAGGACGAAAUUUUCUUCACCUAGCGGUUUUAAAGGAUGAUUUAGAAAGCGUAUUAUUUCUUUUGGCAAUGCAAGUAAACGUUAACUCUUUAGUUCAUGACGCAAUUCAAUCGUCACCUCUUCAUCUUGCUGCAGCUUCUAGUAAAGAAAUUAUAACGAGAAACUUAAUAUUAGCAGGCGCACUCGUAAAUGUGCGAGAUGCUACUCAGAAAACUCCACUACACAUUGCUGCUAAACAAGGAAAUUUAACUGCUUUAUCAGCUCUUAUGCAAAAUGCCGCUGACGUUGAUGCUGUUGAUAAUGAUGGUAACAAUGCUUUGCAUAUUGCCGUACGCUAUGGUCAUUUAGCAAUUGUGAGAGAAUUACUUACAGAGUCAAAUAUAAAUGCAGAAGCUACAAAUCUAAAAGGUCGCAAUCCAUUACAUGAACUUUGUCGUAUAGGAGAAUAUAACACAGCUGGAAAUAUUUUUGAUCUUUUUGUUGAAUGUAUGCCUAAAUAUCCAUUAAAUACUCCAGAUAUGGAUGGAAACACCGCAUUGCUAUUGUCCUAUAUGAGAGGACAAGUAUCUCUUUGUGAAAAACUUGUGCAACAAGGAGUAUGUCUUGGAACAGAAAAUCAUGAGGGAGCAAACAUUUUUAACUAUAAAUUAGCCACGGAUCAAUUACUUUAUAAAUUACUUGAUCAAUUACCUCAAGAAUCACCAUGGUCAGAAUCAGAUUUGUGUCAGGAGUGUGGAAGUAAAUUCACGUUGACAAUGAGAAAACAUCAUUGUCGACACUGUGGUCGAGUUCUGUGCUUUAAAUGCUCAAAUAAUGAUGUUCCAAUAUUAAAGUUUGGCAUUAAUAAACCAGUAAGAGUAUGUCAAGUUUGCUUUAAUGUGAUACAUGGCGGUAGCAGUAUAAAUUGAUUUAGAAAAUAAAUAUGUUAAUAACCCAUG